UCAAACAAGCUCACUGGAAACGAACUAAUUUGUAAAUUCUUCACAGACGUAGGCAAGAAAAACCAUUCCAGAAGAAAGAAAAAGUAAAUGACGUAUAUAUACUAUGAUACCAAUUCCUCGUCCCAUUAGCUUGAAAUUUUAUGAAGAAACUGAGUAAACUUAGGGAUUAAGAGUCUAAAUUAAUUGAUUCUCUUCAAUACAUACAUAAUCUUUGUGUAAUUAACUACAAUUAUUUACGGAAAGAUAUAAUUAAUAUGUGGGUCGAGCUGAUUUGCGGUCUGGUUCUGUACCGAUUAUUUAAGCGCUACUUGUAUGAAGAUGAUGCCCUCCUUGAUCUCGAUACCUCACAUUCCAAUGCCCUCUUCGCCGUCGCAAAUAGAUUGGAACAGCUUUAUUACGGGAGUAAGGCCUACGUUGGGCUUCAAAUUCCUGACGCUGAUUCGGGUUCUCGACAGAAUAUUGAUAUCGUUCUUGUUACUAAGGGAGAGGCACUGGUGAUUUCGGUAAUGAAUGUAUCGGGAUUCAUAUCCAUUGACAAGAAUGGGAAUUGGGUUUGCACUGGAGGACGUAGCAACAAAACUACGUGUCUUCCAGAUCCUACGGCUGAAACAAAACGGCUAGUUCCCAUUCUUGAAGCAUAUCUUGAACAAAGGGGAGUUGUUGUUCCAGAAGGAUAUCUGUCUAGCAAAGUCAUAUGUCCCAAUCCAAAAUUUAGUACCAUUCAAUCAGUUUUUCCACCUGAGGUCAUUACCUAUGACCAGUGGACACAGUUAAAGCCCGAGCAAAAAAGUAUGCUUUCUGGAUGGAUCAAAGGUGCAUUUUGCAGUGCAAAGAAAGAAAUGCAGGAAUCAUUAAAUAAGAAGCUUUGUUCCUCCCUCAGCACAGCUCCAAUGUGGGAUAGGUUGGAGCUUAAAGGAAACAGGUUUGUCCUGGGAGAAUUUAUGGAGUUCAAAGGCAAACAAGAUGAUCUUCAGGCAUUAAUAAAUAUCAGGAGAUCAAAAGUUAGCCGUCUGAUUGUGCAGAAGAUAAGCAUGUUUGGUUUUGGUAUCCUCGCUUACUAUUGCUUAUAUUUUACAUUUGAGUUUAGAAGACCUGCGUUUCCUCAGAACUUAGUAUCUCAUACCAGGCUCCAAGUUUUGUACUCUCCCCGUGAUUAUCGCAAUGAAGGGGCUUCUUCUUCUUCAGAGUGGAAAGAAGUGGCAGUAAGGUCAAGCACUGAGGUGGUAUUUCAUCCUCAGAAUUGUACAAAAGUGCGAAAAUAUAAGCUGUCAUCAAUCAUUUCCAUGUCACUGAGCGCCUGAAAGUGAAUAAUGGUUAUAUAUUAAACCGGGAUUCAUUUUCUCCUCUAUUAUACAGUUCCAUCUUGUGAUGUGUGUCACGUAAUUAUUCUGUGUAUAUAUCCUCGAAUAUGUAAAAUGUAAAGACUUGCGCAUUGCUGGAGUUGUAGUGUCUGAGCUGUACCCUCCCAUUUGCUAAUACGGUUGUUUUCAGUUUCACGAGGAUCAGACUCAUGUCGACUUUGCUUCUA
This is a messenger RNA of Olea europaea var. sylvestris, 1528 nucleotides long. RefSeq lists its product as uncharacterized. The coding region runs from base 255 to 1301 and encodes 348 amino acids. The transcript is spliced from 7 exons. The record is from RefSeq and is a predicted model, not a curated record. NCBI's taxonomy places the organism in Eukaryota, Viridiplantae, Streptophyta, Magnoliopsida, Lamiales, Oleaceae.